Leptonychotes weddellii (Weddell seal) is the source of this 1782-nucleotide messenger RNA. NCBI's taxonomy places the organism in Eukaryota, Metazoa, Chordata, Mammalia, Carnivora, Phocidae. The record is from RefSeq and is a predicted model, not a curated record.
GGGCCCUCCCACUGACCCUUGCCUGCACCAGGAGAGAAGACUGAGGGGCUGAUGGGCGUGUCCGAGCUGAUCGUGUCUACCGCCGUGCUCGGCGUCCUCUUCUCCCUGCUGGGGGCCCAGCCGCUGCUUGUGGUUGGCUUCUCAGGGCCAUUGCUGGUCUUCGAAGAAGCCUUCUUCAAGUUCUGCCGAGCCCAGGACCUGGAGUACCUCACCGGCCGGGUGUGGGUUGGCCUCUGGCUGGUGGUCUUUGUCCUUGCCCUGGUGGCCGCUGAAGGCAGCUUCCUGGUCCGCUAUAUCUCACCUUUCACCCAGGAGAUCUUCGCUUUCCUCAUCUCGCUUAUUUUCAUCUACGAGACCUUCCACAAGCUCUACAAGGUGUUCACGGAGCACCCAUUGCUGCCAUUCUACCCCCCCGAGGGGGCACUGGAGGCUGGGCUGGAGCUGAACGGGAGUGCUGUGCCCCCCACCGAGGGGCUGCCUGGCCCGAGGAACCAGCCCAACACGGCUCUGCUGUCCCUCAUCCUCAUGCUUGGGACCUUUCUCAUUGCCUUCUUCCUGCGAAAGUUCAGGAACAGCCGCUUCCUGGGAGGCAAGGCUCGCCGCAUCAUUGGGGAUUUUGGCAUCCCCAUUUCCAUUCUGGUGAUGGUCCUAGUGGAUUACUCGAUUACAGACACCUACACACAGAAGCUGACGGUGCCCACAGGGCUCUCAGUGACGUCCCCCCAUAAGCGCACGUGGUUCAUCCCGCCCCUGGGCAGUGCCCGUCCUUUCCCGCCCUGGAUGAUGGUAGCAGCUGCUGUCCCCGCCUUGCUGGUCCUCAUCCUGAUCUUCAUGGAGACACAAAUCACUGCGCUCAUCGUCAGCCAGAAGGCCCGGAGGCUGCUCAAGGGCUCCGGCUUCCACCUGGACCUGCUGCUGAUUGGCUCCCUGGGUGGGCUCUGCGGGCUGUUUGGGUUGCCCUGGCUCACAGCCGCCACUGUCCGCUCGGUCACUCACGUGAACGCCCUGACGGUUAUGCGCACUGCCAUCGCACCCGGCGACAAGCCCCAGAUCCAGGAGGUGCGGGAGCAGCGGGUCACUGGAGUGCUCAUCGCCAGCCUCGUGGGCCUGUCCAUCGUCAUGGGGGCGGUGCUGCGCCGGAUCCCGUUGGCCGUGCUCUUUGGGAUUUUCCUGUACAUGGGGGUCACGUCACUGUCGGGUAUCCAGCUGUCCCAGCGUCUGUUGCUUAUCCUCAUGCCGGCAAAACACCAUCCCGAGCAGCCCUAUGUGACCAAGGUGAAGACGUGGCGGAUGCACCUGUUCACCUGCAUCCAGCUGAGCUGCAUCGCCCUGCUCUGGGUGGUCAAGUCCACAGCGGCCUCACUCGCGUUUCCCUUCCUGUUGCUGCUCACGGUGCCUCUGAGGCGCUGCCUUCUGCCUCGGCUCUUCCAGGACAGGGAGCUGCAGGCGCUGGACUCGGAAGAUGCUGAGCCUAACUUUGACGAGGACGGCCAGGAUGAGUACAACGAGCUGCACAUGCCUGUGUGACCCUCUACCGUGGUGCCCCUCAGAGACCCUGACACCUUAGUGAUCCACACCUGGGCCCCAGGCAGAGCCCAGCCCCGGGGCCAGUGGGCGCCUCCCAACCCAGAGACGUGCCUGGAGCCACUCACGCCACGGCCAGAGUGGCCCGCUGACUCUGCCCUGGGCACUGACCUGGGCUCACCCAGGCCCUUUCACAGACCAGACCGGCACAGGCUUUGAGCUCAUUAUAACCACACUCCUUGUCUUGUGUCUGCCUCA